This is a messenger RNA of Cyphomyrmex costatus, 1108 nucleotides long. Its product is annotated as rhythmically expressed gene 2 protein. The record is from RefSeq and is a predicted model, not a curated record. NCBI's taxonomy places the organism in Eukaryota, Metazoa, Arthropoda, Insecta, Hymenoptera, Formicidae. Bases 100 to 864 code for a protein of 254 amino acids. The transcript is spliced from 2 exons. Gene Ontology annotation, cellular component: nucleus.
CAUUCUUUGUUUGUGCGUAACAUUUUCGUAAUCACAAAAACUGAUUAGAGUUUGUGUCUAAUUAUUUCGAGAUUGAGAAUCAUCGAAAGCUCAUUAGAUAUGAUUAAUCGUAUCCGACCCCGUCUCGUAACUUUCGACGUGACUGGUACAUUGCUGAUGACCAAGUUCGAAGAAAACUACAUCAAGGUCGGCUCGCAGCACGGUUUAUUUAUCGAGCCAAGAAAAUUGGCGCGAAGUUUCAAAAACAAUUACGCUCAGCUUAGUAAAGAGCACCCGAUAUACGGCAAGCACACAGGGUUAGGAUGGAAGAACUGGUGGAAAAUGAUCGUAUAUAAUGUGUUUAAAGAACAGCAUGCUUCCGUGUCGACAGACACGUUGGAUAAGGUUGCUGAAAGUCUCAUAAACUGCUAUAGUACUAGUAAAUGCUGGUAUAAAUAUCCUGGUACUAUUGAUCUACUUGACUCCUUGCAGAAGAAGAAUAUCGUUUUGGGAGUAAUCUCGAAUUUUGAUCAACGAUUGGAAUCAAUUCUUGAAGACAUUCAAAUUCGUCAGUACUUUGCCUUUGUUUUGACCUCAUACGAUUUUGGAAAGGAGAAACCAAGCUUGUCAAUAUUCGAGGAAGCACUGAGAUUAAUGCAAUAUCAUCAUAAGGAGAAAAUAUUACCCAAAGAAGCAAUGCACAUCGGCGACAGAAUAGACAAUGAUUAUUUUGGAGCAAAAAGUGCCGGAUGGAAUGCUUUAUUAAUAAAACAUGACAAUAAGCUCGAUGAAAACGAAGUGCCAAGGGAAGACAUUUUUAAAAAUUUGAAAGAGCUUCAAAGACACUUUGAUAGCGUACUUAGAACAAAUUGUAUAAUGCAGUAAUAAUUAAUUAUUUAAUAAUUAUUUUAGGUUUAUUUAUACAGGGUGGCGUAAAGUGUUACAAACUAAUAACUCUGAAAAUAUUUAUCCUAUCAAAAAGUUGUUCAUGAGAAAGUUUUAUAUAUUUUAGGGGCCUUUCUAACUAUGUAAACAAAAAUCCACCUUUAUCCUCCCUUGAAGAGGGGCGGGGGAUAACUUAAAAGUUUCAAAUGGUACUCCCUAUAAAAUGUUACAUAUUUGGAUUCUA